This is a messenger RNA of Exaiptasia diaphana, 1404 nucleotides long. Its product is annotated as cell cycle checkpoint protein RAD1. Gene Ontology annotation, cellular component: checkpoint clamp complex; nucleus. Gene Ontology annotation, biological process: DNA damage checkpoint signaling; DNA repair. The transcript is spliced from 8 exons. The record is from RefSeq and is a predicted model, not a curated record. Bases 126 to 1013 code for a protein of 295 amino acids. Gene Ontology annotation, molecular function: 3'-5' exonuclease activity. NCBI's taxonomy places the organism in Eukaryota, Metazoa, Cnidaria, Anthozoa, Actiniaria, Aiptasiidae.
UGCAAAAUUUGGGCUGCAUCUCUCGUUCACUUCCAUCCAUAGAUUAUUUUCCAUUUUUAGAAAAGUUGGAAUGAAAAAAAAAAAAAACAAGAAAAAGCUGGUGUAGUUCGUCUAAGUAGUAUUUUAUGUUGUUCAGAAUGUCUCGUUUGUCACAGUUCUCUCAGCAAAGCGGUGAUGAAAGCCCGUACAUUUUGGUCGCUAAACUUGACAAUGCUCGCAAUAUGUCCAACAUUUUGAAGGCUGUGCACUUUAAAGAUAGUGCAACGUGCUUUGUGAGUUCCAAUGGUAUUAAAGUCACAGUGGAAAAUGCUAAGUGUGUUCAAGCCAAUGCUUUCAUCCAAUCUAACUUAUUUCAAGAAUAUACUUUCAAAGAAGAAAGUGCUACCUUUAGAAUAAAUCUCAAUGUCUUGAUGGAAUGUCUGAAUAUUUUUGGCUCUUCAAAAGACAGCGGAUGUUUCACUACUCUCAAGUUAUGUUACAAGGGAUAUGGAUUCCCAUUGGUGUUAAUGUUAGAGGAAGGGGGUGUGUUGACAGAUUGCAGCAUUCAAACUGAAGAACCAGAUGAGACUUUAGAUUUUGACUUUAGCAGUGCAAAUGUUCUCAAUAAGAUAAUUAUGAAGUCAGAGUGUCUGCGAGAAGCCUUUGAUGAGUUGGAUAUGACAAGUGAAGUUCUACAAAUUCUCAUGUCUCCUGAUAAUCCAUACUUUAGACUCUCUACAUUUGGAUAUGCUGGCAGCACACAUUCUGACUUUCCUAAAGAUUGCGACAUGGUGGAAUCAUUUGAAUGUGAACAGACACAAACAAACAGAUAUAAAAUCAACCUUUUAAAGCCAUCUACAAAGGCAUUGCAUUUAUCUUCCAAGAUAUCGAUUCGAAUGGAUGAUAGAGGUUUUCUCUCACUCCAGUACAUGAUAGUUAAUGAUGAUGGUCAAGUCUGCUUUGUUGAAUAUUUGUGCGCUCCAGAUGAAGAAAUGGAGGAUGACGAAGACGAAGUUGAGUCAAGUGUAAGAUGACAUUUUAAGUACUUCCAUAAACUAUCUUUGUAAAUAUUUUUUAUGUUGUUCUUUUGUAAAAGCUGUGUAUGAAUAAUAUUGAUAUAAUACAUACAAACUGGUAUACGGAGCAAAAAUCAAAAAUUACAAACAAAAACUUCUAGAUUCAUUUUAUCUACGGAAUAAUGGAAUUCUAUUCAGUGUUACCUUAGAUACUGGCAGCAUUUCCAAUGUGUUUAUUAAAAAGCUGUGAGCUCCUAAGAAUUUUUUUUCAAAGAUAUGAUGUCAUCUUGUUUAUUCACUAGGUUUUCAAGCCUAUUCAUUUUAUAUUUAAGUAAAAAAUUAAAAAUGAUGUCACAAAAUUCUUAAUGAGGUAUUUCAUCAAUUGACUGUGAUGUCGCAAAAUUCUUAA